UCUUUUAUUGCCGUUUGUUUAAAUUUCUUUCUACCUACAUCGUUUUAUAGUAUAUUCUUCUUUAUAUUAAAAACAUCAAUCAUGAUUUCAACUCGUUUUAUCAUUUUUUAUAAGCCUGGUUUCUAACGUAACACGGAUCGGCAAAAACCAAGACUCUGGACAGUUUUGGAAAAAAAAUUGGCAGUGAGCUGUUGGGAAGCCUAAAGAGUCGACUCCUCUGACUCAGUGUAUGAGUCAAGCAGCUCCUGGCUCAGUUUUAAACCAAAGCUCAGAGCAAGUGACAGCAAUGAAGCUGAUAAUACUGAGAGACUAUGAUGAAGCCAGCGAGUGGGCGGCCAAAUACAUCAGAAACAGGAUCAUCAGCUUUAAUCCGAGUCAGGACAAGUUCUUCACUCUGGGCCUUCCAACAGGCAGCACUCCACUGGGAUGCUACAAGAAACUGAUUGAGUACUAUAAGAAAGGGGAAAUAUCUUUUCGGUAUGUGAAGACCUUUAACAUGGAUGAGUAUGUUGGCCUGCCCAGAGACCAUCCUGAAAGUUAUCACUCCUUCAUGUGGAACAGCUUCUUUAAGCAUAUCGACAUCCGGUCAGAAAACACAUACAUUCUGGAUGGCAACGCUCCAGACCUGCAGAAAGAAUGCCAGGACUUUGAGGAGAAGAUUAAAGCUGCUGGUGGGAUUGAUCUCUUUGUAGGUGGUAUUGGACCUGAUGGUCACAUCGCUUUCAAUGAGCCCGGCUCUAGUCUUGUGUCUCGAACCAGGGUCAAGACCUUGGCUAUGGACACCAUCUUGGCCAACGCUCGUUUCUUCGACGGAGAUCUGUCCAAGGUCCCAACCAUGGCUCUUACUGUAGGAGUUGGAACCGUGAUGGACGCCCGUGAGGUGAUGAUCCUCAUCACUGGUGCACAUAAAGCGUUUGCUCUGUACAAGGCCAUAGAGGAAGGUGUGAACCACAUGUGGACGGUUUCAGCGUUCCAGCAGCAUCCUCAGACCGUCUUCGUGUGCGACGAGGAUGCGACACAAGAGCUGCGUGUGAAGACUGUGAAAUAUUUCAAAGGCAUGAUGCAUGUUCACAAUAAGCUGGUGGAGGAACCAUAGUUUCUGCUGAAAUGAGAAGGAGACUUGGAUUUGCAUUUUAUAUUUAAAGUAUUACAUUUUUAACAUUUUGAAAUGUAUACCGUUUCUACCCGCAGUAGCAGUGAUCCAAAGGAUUUAAAUAAAGGAAAGAAAAUUCUGA
Messenger RNA from Neoarius graeffei (lesser salmon catfish), 1235 nucleotides. It is a transcript of the gene gnpda1, whose product is annotated as glucosamine-6-phosphate deaminase 1. The record is from RefSeq and is a predicted model, not a curated record. The coding region runs from base 230 to 1096 and encodes 288 amino acids. Gene Ontology annotation, biological process: N-acetylneuraminate catabolic process; N-acetylglucosamine catabolic process; carbohydrate metabolic process. The transcript has 8 exons. Lineage: Eukaryota; Metazoa; Chordata; Actinopteri; Siluriformes; Ariidae. Gene Ontology annotation, cellular component: cytoplasm. Gene Ontology annotation, molecular function: glucosamine-6-phosphate deaminase activity; identical protein binding.